Striga hermonthica is the source of this 780-nucleotide messenger RNA. NCBI's taxonomy places the organism in Eukaryota, Viridiplantae, Streptophyta, Magnoliopsida, Lamiales, Orobanchaceae. The record is from the annotation of a GenBank genome assembly.
AUGGCAAACAAUGAACCCUUGAUCAUCACCGGCAAAGAUGAGAUGCGACGGUGGUCGAGAUCCGCCAGAUCUAAAGGCAGAACCAUCGGAUUAGUCCCCACCAUGGGAUACCUCCACGACGGCCACUUAUCCCUCAUUCACGAAUCCCAAAAACACGCACAUCACACAGUGGACGGUGGUUUUGGGGAGGGCACGAGGGGAGACGGCGAAACUGUGUCGUGCGUGGAGAAUGGUGGGGCGGGUCACGAGACGUGGGUCAGGGUCGAGAAAUUGGAGGCGGGUUUGUGCGGGAAAAGCCGGCCCGUUUUCUUUAGAGGUGUGGCGACUGUGGUUGCGAAGCUGUUUAAUAUCGUCGAGCCGGAUGUUGCUGUGUUUGGGAAGAAGGAUUACCAGCAGUGGAGGAUUAUACAGAGGAUGGUCCGAGAUCUAGAUUUUGGCAUAAAAGUGAUUGGUUCCGAUUUGGUGCGUGAUGAAGAUGGGCUUGCCAAGAGUUCACGUAAUGUGCGACUAUCGGCCUAUGAAAGGGAAAAGGCAUUGUCAAUCAGUAAAUCACUAUUGAGCGCUAAAUUUGCAGCAGAACACAACCAGGUUGAUUUCAAAGAGCUGAGAGAUUCAGUUGUUCGGGCCAUACAGGAAGCUGGUGGAAAGGUUGAUUAUGCAGAGAUUGUAGACCAGCAGAGUUUGGAAGUCGUGGAAGAGAUCAAUAGACCGGCUGUGUUUUGUGUUGCUGCCUGGUUUGGAAAUGUUAGGCUUAUCGAUAACAUGGAAAUCAAUCUCUGA